GCUCGCCGAGGCAGAAGUCGAGUUGCGAACGUGCGUCCGCCUAGACCGCAUGAGUUCGAGCAGCUGCUUCGGCACCGGUGUCUCGCGAUUCGAGUCGCGCUGCUUGCCGCAGUUCUUUUGCGUGGUGCGGUGCGUUGGGUAGACUUAUCUCGUGGACGGCGCUGCCCCCUUUGGAGUUACUCAGCCAUGAAUGAGCCAAUUAAGAAGAGCUACCUGCCUACCGUGCACAAGUGCCCGUGCCUGAAGAGCCACCCCGUGGUGAUGCCGCGUUCGUUUCCGGAAGAAGUGCACCAGCUGCGCUGCCAGGAGGGCCCCGAGGCCGGCACGGUCUCCAGUCUGAAGCUGCACGUCGGCAAACUGUUCCGGUCGACGUCGGCGACGACCGCCAACGGCGCCGCGCCGCCCAGCCCGUCGCCGCCGUCCAGCCAGACGUCCAUACCGCCCUGGAACCCGGCCAGGCGCAUCGUCACCUUCGUCUGUCUCGUGUCGCUCAUCUGCACCGCCAUCAUCGUCGCCGUCGUGGUCGCGGCCGUCCUGCUGUCGCGCCACAUCGCGCACCCGUCGCGGCAGCAGCAGCGCUACCGACGGCUCAUGUCCGACGUCGCCGUCGACGUGGUGCCCAAGCCCCAGGACCUGGUCGACCGCACCAACACCAUCGUCGUGCACCGCAAGAACCCGACCGCGUGGCAGUCCCAGUCGCGCCAGCUGCGCUCGCUGCUGGACAGCUACGCGGUCGAAGGCGGCGCCGGCUCCCGGUGCGAGCCGGGCAACCGCUGUCCCUUCCCCGUGGGCUUGGUCAGCGACAACUGCAGCGAGGCGGACUUCUUCGGCUACCGGGAAGGGGCCCCGUGCGUGGCGCUCGUGUUCCGGCGCGCGCCGGACUGGACGCCGCAGCCCCUGGCGCCCUCGGACCUUGCGUCUCCCGCGGUGCCGGACGAAGUGCGCGAGGGCUACGACCCGGGUCUGCUGUACGUCACCUGCAAGAGCGAGCACAUCAGCAGGGACAUCGACAUCCGCUACUCGCCCUACCACGGGUUUCCGCUUCGCUUCUUCCCGGCCUCCCGGCAUCCGCCGAUGCUGAUGCUGCACUUUCCCAACCCGCCGCUUCGCACCGAGAUCUGGGUCACGUGCCGCUUCUGGGCCAAGAACCUCGACCAGUCCAGCAAUGGGAAGGUGACCUUUAAGCUGCUAGUCAUGUGAACUUCCGCGACGACUAGUGCGACCCGGUCAGGACCCGUGGAAGACGGAGCCGUUGAACUUGUCCUUAGAGCGAUGGCGUCUCGGCCAUUCCUCAGAAGACCAGUGAAUUCGCCGCAGACGUCGGCAGUGAGCAGUUUUAGACCUCUUGGUGCUCGCAUGUGCACAAGCUGUGAUCCUGCCGAAACAGCAUGCGCUCACGACACGAAUCUGCCGCUGCUGAAAGUAGCUGGGAGUCCUUGAUCCGCCUAUAUAAAACGCGAGCAUCGCUGUGGACUCGGUUGCGUAGCCACUGUGGACAGUUACACUCAAGUGCCGAUACCCGUGCAUGACUCUCGUCAUCAUUGGAUUCCAUCAGUGAACAGUCACCUGCGUUUUGUGCAAGUCAUCGUCACACGCUGCUUGCCGUUCAUGGGACUAAAGACGUGCAUCCUCGUGAACAAACCUGAAUGUGCACAUGAAUAUGUUGCAGUGUGUACGAAGUGCAAAAACAGCCCGUGUGUGGUCGAAUUUUAAUAGCACUAAAUGGGGCAUGACUGCGGAGCAGCGGUUGCCCAUUUACUGUGUUCUUGUCAUUGCAUAACAGCGGCGUUUCUUUCUUACUAGUAUUUAUUAUUUUUGCUCCCUGUCACCAAGGUUGCUGCUUGUACAAAUGGAAUGCUUGUACCAGAAACAGCUACCAAAAACAGAAUUUUGAUGAACCACGGUACCUAUUCAAAACAACGUCAUUCGCCCGAAAUUACCAAAGUGGAUUUUUUUUUCGUUCAUUACGACAGUCUUUACGCUGGUCUACAGCGAGGUAGAGUAGUUGAACCCUGGAAGCAGGGACACCCUUGCGCAUUUGUUCGAGGUCCUAAUGUUUCUCUAAUAAUUUAUUAUAAACAUUGUUUUGUUAAUUGUAAGUUAUAAUCGUAUAUUGUGCGACGUGAUGCAGUGUAAAUAUGUAUUUUGAGCGUUGAUAUGCCUUCAGGCUUGAUACGAGUAACCGAGCUCGUAGCUUGAACUGCGCAGUGCAGCAGAAACCGCCCGUAGAUGCACGGAACAUGUACGCCUUCACGGCGACAUCCCGACACAGCGUUUUGAUGUACCCCUGUGUUCGCUACCACUUCCUGGACGUGUAUUCGGUCAUCGAGAAGAAACCUUCUCGUGUCUUUAAGCCUGAGCCGAAGCUUUGCACGCUAUUUUUGUAUGAAACCGCGCACUAGUGAACGCACACGGAAAUUCCCAGUCUACUAUACUUCCGUCGUCACAGUUUAUGGCACCAUUUUCUCUAAGCGUUCGAACUUCUUCACGUGACGCAUUCGUCACUGUCGUGUGUCGUACAGUGUUCACUGCAAGUGAUCCUCACUGCCUGUGCCUUUUGAGGGCCCGCCUAGUGAGUGGAAGAGUGAAAAGGUCGCUGUAUGUACCCCUUUCCGGUAAACAUGUUUGUUAGUGAUGUUACCAAACUAUACGAUGUAGCAGCCAUCAGCAGUCGAAUGAAUGUUUCCCCCUAAUCUCAGAAAGGCCUCGCCACAAAGCUCUUCCUAGGUUCCAUGAUGAUGAUGAUGAUAUGAGCAUUCCUUUUAAAACAAGGUGGUGGCACGUUCCCCUGAGAUAGUUAUUUAAUAUAUUCUGAUGUAUUUCAUUCUUUAAAUGUGUUUAGCAAGGGGAGCCCAGCACCGCCCAUCGACAGAAGAACACACUGCACUUCAAUAACACUCCUCAGUGAACUCAACGACAAGUUCAAUUAGAGACAUACAUUCACCCAAGGCCUUGAUGUAGAGCUCGACAUCACUUGGUAACAACAUGUUCGCGUCAGGAAUCGCCGUGAAGGUUUACUGAAGCGCAUUGAAAACUUCAGUCGAGGGUUGGCGUUGCUCUUUACUUAGUUUGAAAAAAGAAAUGAAAAAAAAAAAACACAAGGAAGAGAACAAUAGAGCCGCAAUCGGUUUAGGCAUAGGUAACUUUACAAUACAGAGAUAGAUGUUUCAAUGAAGAGAGAAAAGAUCAAGCAGAGAUAGGCGAAGUGCUAGGCUGCAAAGGAUGUAGUAAAACCUGAUUAGCUCAACCAGUCUAGGAGACUGUUUGUCGCCGACCCGUUUUAGGGGAUGCCAAUAGAAAUCAUCAUAUUUUAUCGGGGAUGAGUGUCGAGUGAUGAGCGUUUCUAGGAUACGGGAUUCAGUCUUUCAGUUCAGCUAUAGUCGCACGAUGUUAUCCAGUUUCGCCGCCGUUGCGACACCAAAAGAAAAUCACUGCAUUUGGCCACAGAACAAUCGGGUAAAUGUAAAAGAAAGUUAAACUUUUCUUGUAGCCCUCGCACGUUUCGCUGGACGGGAUUGUCCAUGUUGUGCCUGCGGAUGCUUUCAAGCUACACUCGUUACGGCGGAGGCUCUGUGACUACGAUGUGUUGCUUCUGAGGACGUGCCCGCGGCUAAGAUUUCUGGUGACAUUUCAAAGGCAGCAAAAUGCAAGAACACUCUUGUACUCCAACCUCGGUGCCACGUCAUGCAACUUCAGGAGGUCAAAAAUAAUCAGAUACCCCUGGCGUACCCAAACUGAGGCUUUUGAAAGUUGACGACAAUGCAUUUGUGACCUAAAGGCUCAGUGUGCUGGAAAAUUGAGCUCCUUUACGGCAACCGCUCCUCGUAAACCUUCGCAAUGGUAUUUUUUAUUGCAGAGAGGAAUUCGGUGUCUUGAUAUUCAAAGAUGCGGCCUGCGACCUAAAAUUACCCCUUUGGUUGAGCGCUUUUUUUUUUUUUCGAGUGCAACAUGAAAAGUGGGAACAAUCUUCCAUGUGUAACAGUACGAAGAUUCGUGCCUCGAUCCGAUAGAAAUAUCUGACGAAAGUGCAAAACCGUGCCCAUUCCAGUUGUUAGUCAUUCCUUCCACAGCGACACAGCGCUCCGUAAUUUACGGUUUUCUGUGAAGGCAACGGGGAUCAGAGUACCUAUAAAAGGCUUAUUCUGUUCUUCCGUGAUAUAGGGAAGCGCUGUGCUGCUUUUCUAGGUCUCGGAUGUCACGAAGAGCCUACCUGAGAGCACUGUUCUUUGUUCCCUCGUUGACUGCUUCGUACUAAUCUGAAGUGAAGAGCGGCUUCAGGUUCAUCAGUGGGUCCUGCCUCUUUGUGUUCUGUGCACUGUACUGGAGGACCACGCGUUGUUUCCCUCGAAAUGAUUGUUGUGAAUCUAGUCCUGGUUGACGAGAAACGCACCUGUGUAAUUUUGGUGAAAGCGGCAUUAGCGCUGCAUGCGCAGCGCUGUUGUACAAAGAGAGAAGAAAAAAAAGACGUUCACCACACGUAUUGCGUGUCUUCUGCCAACUGCUGUACUCGUUAAAUCAUUUAUUGUUUUUAAGAGCAAUAAAAGAAAUUUU
Dermacentor silvarum is the source of this 4551-nucleotide messenger RNA. RefSeq lists its product as uncharacterized. Gene Ontology annotation, cellular component: sodium:potassium-exchanging ATPase complex. The transcript has 2 exons. Gene Ontology annotation, molecular function: ATPase activator activity. Bases 187 to 1200 code for a protein of 337 amino acids. NCBI's taxonomy places the organism in Eukaryota, Metazoa, Arthropoda, Arachnida, Ixodida, Ixodidae. The record is from RefSeq and is a predicted model, not a curated record. Gene Ontology annotation, biological process: intracellular sodium ion homeostasis; sodium ion export across plasma membrane; intracellular potassium ion homeostasis.